Molecule: messenger RNA, 8301 nt
Organism: Oryzias latipes (Japanese medaka)
Lineage: Eukaryota; Metazoa; Chordata; Actinopteri; Beloniformes; Adrianichthyidae
Gene: nfat5a
Product: nuclear factor of activated T cells 5a
Biological process (GO): cytokine production; regulation of transcription by RNA polymerase II; calcineurin-NFAT signaling cascade
Cellular component (GO): transcription regulator complex
Molecular function (GO): RNA polymerase II cis-regulatory region sequence-specific DNA binding; DNA-binding transcription factor activity, RNA polymerase II-specific; transcription factor binding
Source: RefSeq, a predicted model, not a curated record
UGUGUGUUCGCGCGUCUGUUUGUAUGUAUGUGUGUGUGUCUAAUCGCAGCAUUGAACGUGUCUGCUCAGUCAAGACACAACCCGUUGACGUGCUAGAUAACGGUUUAUGUUUCUGAUAAUUAUAGGUUUCUUUUUGUUGCAGGGAGGUUAUUUUCAUGUUAUACUAUGCAUAUUAAAGCAUUUUUCUUGUAAAACGCAGUAUUCAUUGGCUAAGAACAGCCGACUUCGUUUCUGGUGGAGUGUCCGCUCCUCCUCCCCUCGAUGAAGAUCUGCGAUGCCCUCUGAUUUUACAUCCAUCCUUAGCACGGAUAUCGACCUCAAUUCCCCCAAAUCGCUAUACUCUAAAGAGUCGGUAUAUGACCUCCUCCCCAAAGAGCUCCAGCUCCAGCCAUCGUCCACCAAGCCCGACCCACCCACCAUGAGCCAGAAGAGCGGGGGAGAGGCGGGACCUCCCCCCUCUGCAGCCUUGGCUUCAGAUGCCACCUCUUCCACCUCCAGCCCUUCUGCUUCUUCUUCUCUGGCCAUGGGAGUUCUGUCCAGUGGUAUCUCUACCUCAUCUUCAGACCAUGUCACAGUCGCCAAGCAUCUCCAUUCUGCAGCAGGAGAUGGAGCUGAAGCUGCAGAGAUGCAAAGCAUGGAGGCUGCCAGAUCUGCCCCCAGCAGAGGCAACAAUGGAGUAAACGCUACAGCGGGAGACAUGGGAUCAGCAGUCUUGUCAGGGUUAGGUGUCCAGCAACUUCAGAACACCCCGUCCAAAAGAAGGCCCGUGUUGAGCAUAUCCCCACCACCUGAGGAUCUGUUUGACGACAGUCAGAUGUCUUGCCAAGAAGAACCUGCUUUAUCAGGUGGACCAGGCCCUGACUCAGAGCACAGCAACAGCAUUUGGGCUGAUGAUUCCGUCUCCAACUUCAGCUUGAUCAGCACCGUCUCCUACAACGACAACACAGAGGUGCCCCGCAAAUCAAGAAAGCGCACUCCUCGCCAGCGGCCUGGUCCCAAGCCUGCUCCUCCAGAGGACAGCAUGGAUGUGUUUGAUGCCGACAGCGCCAAGGGUCCUCACUUUGUCCUAUCUCAACUGGGCACAGACAAGACCAGUUCCAUAACCAGUUCUCUGGAGUCAGGAGCCACAGUGAAAGGUGGGUCACUGUCUGCUCAGUACCCCCAGAGAAGUGAUGGAAAGGAGCUGAAGAUCCUGGUGCAGCCGGAGACGCAGCAUAGAGCUCGCUACCUGACUGAGGGCAGCAGAGGUUCUGUUAAAGACCGCACACAGCAAGGAUUUCCCACCGUCAAGUUGGAAGGUGUCAACGAACCGGUCCUGCUUCAGGUGUUCGUAGCAAAUGAUGCAGGAAGAGUGAAGCCUCACGGUUUCUACCAGGCCUGCAGGGUGACAGGACGCAACACCACUGCCUGCAAAGAAGUGGACAUAGAGGGGACCACAGUAAUCGAAAUCCCUCUGGAACCCAGCAGCGACAUGACGCUUGCUGUGGACUGUGUAGGAAUUUUGAAGCUCCGCAAUGCAGAUGUUGAAGCUCGCAUUGGUGUGGCAGGAUCCAAGAAAAAAAGCACACGAGCAAGGCUGGCCUUCCGAGUUAACAUCCCCCAACCAGACGGAUCAGUACUUACCUUACAGGUCCCCUCAUCCCCCAUCCUCUGCACUCAGCCAGCAGGAGUGCCAGAGAUCCUGAAAAAGAGUCUUCACAGCUGCUCAGUUAGAGGAGGAGAGGAGGUUUUUAUUAUCGGAAAGAACUUCCUCAAAGGAACCAAAGUUAUUUUUCAAGAGAACGUUGCAGAUGAUAAUUCUUGGCAGGCCGAAGCAAAAAUCGACAUGGACCUCUUUCAUCAGAAUCAUCUGAUAGUAACAGUCCCUCCAUACCACAACCAGUCAAUCUCUUCUCCUGUGUCUGUGGGGAUAUUUGUGAUGACUAAUGCUGGUAAAUCACAUGAGGCCCAGCCGUUCACCUACACUCCUGACCAAGCUGACAACUCAAAUGCCCCCACAGUAAAAACAGAGGGCACCUCCAUGGCCAACACGUGUAUUUUUGAGGGCCAGAUCAAAUCCAUAUCUGCGGAGCAAACUGACUGCUCUGGUCAGCCUACAAAACGCCAAGAGGACACACCUAUGGAGGUGUCCAGCAACCCACAAGCUUCAGACGUCUUCAAACAAUCUCCUGACCCCCUCAUCUCAGUGCAGCAAACUCUGGAGCUCAACUCUAGUCCUCAUUCUAGUGCGGAGUCUUUUCAGAGCUCGAUACCCCUACAACCAGAAGAUGUGGAACUUCCACCAGCCCCCCCAGUCUUUCCUAGUCUGGAGUCUCUCAGUACUAUGCAGAAGCAAGACAUUUCAUCCACGACCUCAUUCCCAGUGUCAGGAGAUACCACAAUCCCCCCUGUAACACCGGAAGUUCCUCAACAGUUUCUCCGAGACCCUCAGGAGAGCUUAUCUCCGGAGAGUUCCGAUAACAGUGGAAGGAUCGUGGUUGUCGCCAUGCCCCAAAUGGCCGCUCCCGCUCAGGCACAGCCACAACAGUCCCAGGUUACCCUGUUCCCUCAAGAAGGAGUUGCACAACUUGAGCGGGCAGUAAGAGAACUGCAGGCUGGAGGUAACACCACAUUCCAGGAGGUGCUGGAGGCGGCUGUCGCCCAGCAGCAGCUGAAUUCUGUGCUUUACAGCCCAACACCUUCUGCAGAUUCCCUUCAGCAGCAUGUUCAGGAGAAUAUGAACAGCCUUAGGUUGGGAACCACGGAUAAUUCACUAUCAGCACAGCAGCAGCUCCAAAUACAACAGCAGCAGCAGUUUCAACAGCAGCAGCUGCAGCAACAACAAAUUCUUGAAAACCUUCAGCAACAACAACAGCAGGUUCUAAAUAACAUUCAAAUUCAGCAGCAGCUCAUCUUACAGCCCCAAGACCAGCAGCAAAUGAUGGAGAAUAUUCAGCAGCAGCAGCAAACUCAGCAACAACAAGCGCUUAACAACAUCCAGCUGCAGGAUCAGCAACAGCAAAACCAAAUUCUCUCCAAUUUACAACAACAGCAACUGCAUCAGCAGCAAAAUCAAGCUUUGAGCAACUUGCAACAGCAACAACAAUUACAAGAGCAGGUUCUGGAGAACCUGCAGCAGCGCCUCCAGGCUGAGUUGCUCCAGCCUCAGAUACACUCCUCUGCUCAAGCUCAGCAGCCUGUCACCCUGCUGCAGCAGGCUGGAGAGCUUCUUACCAUCCAGACGAGCUUCCCAACACAGCCUCCAACCCACACGUCUCCACCACAGCAGCUCUUUCAGUCCCCGAGGCCCCUCUCUGAGACCCAGGGUCAUGCUGCUCUGCUUCAAAACACACUGUCCGUUCUAACCGGUGGCAGCCUCAACUCGGAGCAGCAAUCCACAGGGUCAACCCUGUACCUAUCCCCAAACCCUCAGCCCCAACAGCAGCAACAACAGCAAUUGGCAUUCAUCUCCUCCAUGGAGACCUCAAGCAGUGCCCCUCAGACCGUUUCAAUGUUUCAGAACCAACCCCAAACCCAACUCUCCCAGCUGCAACAGCAGAGCACCCCGAUGGAGCAGCAGCAGUCUUCACAGCAGAAUCAACAAGCCCCACAGCAGCUUUCAUUGGGCCAGCAAGGCUCUCUGUUCCAGACUAUCCCAAACCACUCCCAGACAAAUCCAGUCCCCCAGAGCCAACUCACACAGCCCCAACAAGCAGGUCUGCUUCUGUGUGCCACAGAUCUUAACCCACAAGCUAUCCUCUUCGGCACCCAGACUCCAGGUUCCCCCACUCUAGGAAGCAUCAGUGUUGGAAUCUCCCAGACAGACUCUGCGGAGCCCAUGUCCUUCCAAGAUCAGAGCUCUUCUGGAAACAGCGUGACAUCUACCGACAGCCAACAGCAGAGCUUAUUUCAAGAACAGCAGCCAAUGCAAGUGACCCCAAGCUCCGGGCAAGUCCCAGGCAGUCAACCGGUGAAGCUGUUCAUACCCCAGACAUCUCUCUCCAACCUGCAGAGCGCAAUUGGCCCACAGGAGCUAACCAAUCAGGCUCCAGCUUCUGCAGCAACCAUUUUUGUGGUGCAAGGUGGUGUCGGCAUGGUCGCCAGCCCUGUUCAGCAAUCUCAAGAGCAGCUUUUCCAGGCCACAGUGAGUGGCAGCGUGGCUCCACAAGGACAAACCAACCUGUUUGUUUUCGGCAUCCAGAAUGACUCAUCGCAGCUCCUCAGUUCUUCUGGAACCACUCUGCCAGUCCAGAACCAGGGUCAGAACUCCAGUCUCAUGCAGCCGCUGCUGGACCAGCCCAUGGGCCAGGCUCCCUCCGCCAUGCACAGUGACCUGCAGAACACCCUGCAUGCACAAAUGCAGAGCAGCCUGGAAAACGCAAUGCAGUCUAACGCACAGUCCAGCUUACAGGUAUCUAUAGAAGCAAACCUGCCAACUCCAAUGCAGACACAGAUGGAGAGCAGCUUGCAGAAUCAAAUGCAGGCGUCUAUAUCGGCAACAUCUAGCAUGGAUAAAAUUGAAGACAUACUGGAAAGCCUACAGAAGCAGUGAGAAUUGGUUAGACUAUUGGGCAACUGAGCAGGGUGACUGAAAUGUAGCUAGAAGUGAUACUUUUUAAAAUAAAAUGAAGAAAAAAAACAACAAUAAAGGGGAUGCGUUUCCGUGGGGUGAUGUUGGUGGUUGCAUUAGAAAAAUCAAGAAAAUCUUUAAGAAAAUUAGGAACUCCCUUUUAAAAGAAGCUCAAAUCCCAAGUUGGCUUUUUAUAAUAUACUCAUUUUAUGGCCUUCAUCCAUUCCUCCCUAAUCAGUUCAUCCAACUUUGUUAUUACCCCCUUUUGCAGGAUCAGAGGCCUGUAAUUACAGUUUUACUUAGUAGUCCCAACAAUCCAGUGUUUGAUCAUAGGUGUUUUUGUAACGUGAGCCUAAGAGAUGACUGCAAUCAGACGCCUACCAUGUUAGGAAGUCAGCAUCCUGAAUGAAUGUCGGCAGCAGUGGAGUCUGGAGGAGCAGUAGGAGACGAUGGGGCAGUUCUUUACGGAGCGACUGCCUGGUUGCACAGUAGCGUGAAAAACAUAGACAGAAUCUCAUUUUGUGCGUCUGUAAACGUAUGCCUAAUAUUUGGAAUCAAGGGGGUAAAUGUUGCAUUACUUCUUUUUCCAUUGUAGUAAACAUUCAAUUUAAGCUUCUUUUGGAAGGACGGGGUUUCUUUUUUUUGUUGUCCAUGACAUUGCACAUGUCUACAGCUUCUGUAAAAUCUACUCUAAGAGUACAGAUCGCCAAAAUAUAGAAUUCUAUUAAAAAUUCAUAGCUUAUGUCCUAAUGUGGCGGAAUUCUGCUUUUAAAGUCUCCCACAGGAAGUGAAAGACUCAGCUCCGCUUUGCAAAAUAACAGCAAGAAAAGCAUAGCUAAAUGUAAAAUCAAAUCACUGCAGGAGGCUGUCCUAAAUGCAAAACGGGGGGUAUUACACCCUCAAAAAAUGAGGUUCAAUCUGGUAAAUAAUGCGACAUGGCUGGUAAGUGUUUGCGUCCCAACAUUUUCAUGCUUUAGGCCUCAUCAAUGGGCGAGCAGAAGCUUUUUUUUUAAAGAUUACGGUAAAUCCGCAUUUAGUUGUUGUCAUGUCUGCCUCCUUUGUCAUUUUAAGACGUUGGUCAUGUUUACCAACUGAAGUGGAUAGAAGGAAGCCUUCCACUGGUAAAAACGGUGUGUUGUGUGUGUGUGUUUUUUUUAAGGCAUUUUAUCUAAAGCACUUUAUAUUCUCUUUUAUGUAACCCACUACUCCUUAUAUCCGUCCACAGCUCUGUAAUGAACUGGCUGAAUUUGUACUUUGAGACGUCCAGUAAAAAAACAGAGGGGGAAACAAAAGAAACAGAGUAGAAUCAUUUGUCCUUGUUAUGCUAAAUGCAACUUAACCAAACAGUUUUACAUCAAAUCACACCAGAGUAGUUGGUAUAAAAACCGCUCACUGUUGUAUCCCUCCUUAUGAUGAGCCCCAGUUGUCCAGUGGCAUCUGUCCAGAAAUCAGCCAUUCCCACUAAAGCAUUGUUGUCUCUCUGUGUUCUUUAGUUUUUGUACCAGUUCCUGUUCUGCCCGACACUGGGACUGUUUUGUAUCGCGUAGAGUUUAUGUCUUAAGUGUUGGCGGUGCAUUGGGGUUGGUGUCAGAGGAAGUCGGUAUCCAGUACUCGUCCUUUAUCUGUUGUGAAUCACGGGCUCACCAGUACAAGAACUGUUACAAAGGGGCUGUCAUUUUGAUUCUAUCUAUGGUGCUACAUGCAGGGCACUUCAGCCGCGACGCUGGAACAAGAUUUAUUCUUCAAAUAGCACUAGCAUUGCUUGUUCACAGAAAGUUAGUCAGCUGAGUUUUCAACCGCGAUGGGGUCAAACUGGAGUGCAUUUUAGGCGUACCAAAGCUCCUGAUCGUCGCCACUUCAUCUCCUUUUUAUCUUUGCAAAUACCCUCAUGAUGUUUACUCAUUUGUACCAAAUUACGCAGCUCUGACAAACUAAAAUUCAGUAUUUUAUUUUAAAAGAUUUACAAAAGACGUGUUCAGGUACGUUGGUUUCACAGAUCCGUUAACCACCGACAUUUCCACCCAUUCAAUACUAUAUAUUUUGAUGCUUUACUUUCCAUAUCCAACAACAGCCUAUUUGGCGUUAUCAAAAAUUUGAUUUUUUUUUUUUUUUUUUGAGAAUUCAAGUGAUAGAAAUUGUUCAUGAAUGCACGUUUACAUUUUCAUAGUCUUUGUCCUGCAGCUUUCAGUGAUCCAUUUUAAAGUAACUUAUCUUUUUUAGAAUUUUGUAUCCAUGUAUCAAAGUGUAGAGUAUUUUUGUAAAGCAAAGCUUUUUGGUUUAUUCUCAGCACAGAAGAUAUCAUUGCUGGUGUGUUGUUGUUUUUUUUUUUUUCCAUUUCUUCUCCCCCAAAGUGAAGUACAGGUUUACUGUUAGAAUUAAUUCUAAAAUUGGAAACGUUUCACUUUAAAUUGAUCCAAAAUUGACUCCAAAAAAAACAGUUUGGCUCUGUGAUCCUGUAUUUGUUGCUUUAUUUUUUUAAAAGGCGUGCAUCUGAAAAGACGCUUUGACUCAUUCAUCAACUGUUCAUCAGGUCAGCCAUGAAGUUUCCAAGCAUUCCGUUCCUCUACUUUUGGAGAUUUUGAGCACAUGUUUUAGUUGCGAAAGUGCUGAACAGCUUUGCCUCUUGAGAAGCCAUACCAACACAGAAUGCCAACGCGUGACUUCACUUUCAUGAAUGUAAUGUUACCUCACGGUGUGGACAUGGAGGUUGAUCGAAAUCUGGCAUCGGACCAAUCCUUUUUAGAGGUCAUAAGCAAUGGAACCAGCUUGUGUACAUGUUUCAACCUUUAUUUUAUUUUCUGUUUUUUUUUUUUUUUUUAAAGACUACAUCUUUUAUUUUGAAGAGCCACUUCAACCCGGGGAAACAAGCCCAGUUAAAUAUGAGUUUACUGGUGGCAAAGAGAGCACACAAAUCUUUGCAUAAUAUCUUUCUGUUCCCUUCAGUCCUGUAAAUGGUUAUCCACGUGUAUUUAAAUGUGAAAUUUACUGCAGGGGUAUCUUGAAUUUCAAUUGUGAUGCUUUCAACAGAACUUUGUGUGCCUUGAUAACAAAUUAAUUGUUGCUCUGUUGUGUUAACUGGUGUCCCUUUUUUUUUUUUUUUCUUUGGCCAUUGCUCCUCGUCCUAUUUACGCUUUAGGACAGUGUAACAUCGAGAUGCUUUUCAACAGCUAGAUUGCUCAAUAGAGGCAUAAGCAGAACUCAUGCUGAUAUAUAUAUAUAUAUAUUUAUAUAUUUUGCGAAAACGUUUCUUAACAUUUCUCCUCCCAUGCUGUGCAGCUUCACCCGUGAAAUGUCACCUUGUUUGUCGUGUUUUGCUGAAAAAUGUGUGUCAUGCCUCAUGAGAUUUGUCCGCGUGAGGUAAAAAGGACGGAGACGGUGACGAUUGUUUUCCUGGGGAACUUUGUGUUGAUGUGCUUGUCACGAUACAGUUGCUGUGAAAUGCUUGAUCAUAAAGGGGCAACCGUGGACUUGUUAUAUUUGCCAAUAGUGAGCUUUAUCUUCUUUAAUCAGUUUGCUCACUUUUCCUAGUUCGCUUUCUAUUUCACAUCUUCCAACAGUUCUGUUCUAUCAGUUUGUGUGUAGCUUCAGCUUAGUAUCUAGCCUUAAGACCCUGCAGUAGGGAUCAAGGUCAACCCCAACGUGUUAUACAUCUGAAAUAUUAAAAUGUACUUUGCCUUGGUCUGGACAUUUGUAUACUCUUCUGUUUAUAUCUGUAAUCCUGCUGCUACAUUAAAAGAAUUAAUAAAAAUGUA